Messenger RNA from Pectinophora gossypiella (pink bollworm), 1982 nucleotides. RefSeq names its product maltase A1-like. Gene Ontology annotation, biological process: carbohydrate metabolic process. The record is from RefSeq and is a predicted model, not a curated record. The transcript has 10 exons. The coding region runs from base 182 to 1912 and encodes 576 amino acids. Lineage: Eukaryota; Metazoa; Arthropoda; Insecta; Lepidoptera; Gelechiidae.
UAUGUAACUAUUUUCCUACGGCAACAUCGUUCUUGAGAUUAAAGAUUUAUCUCGAACGAAGAUAUUGUUUGAUAGGGAUGCACUUAUGAUUUGGUUAUCGGUAUUAUGUAGAUUGUAAACUGUAUAUAAAGGCUUUUUGAAAGUAAAUUCAUUGCCAAAACUCGUCUGUCGCAGGCUCAAAAUGAGGGGCAUUUUGGUGUUGCCCUUUUUGUUUUUGUUGGCUCAUGCCAAUCAAGAAAGGGAACUAGAAUGGUGGGAGACCACAAUCUUCUACCAAAUUUAUCCAAGGUCCUUUAUGGACAGUGACGGCGAUGGUAUUGGUGAUUUGAAUGGUAUUACAUCAAGAUUGGAAUAUCUGAAGGAACUGGGUGUAGGAGCUACCUGGCUCUCACCUAUGUUUCAGUCACCUAUGUAUGACUUUGGAUAUGAUAUCGCUGACUUUUAUAAUGUGCACGACGAGUAUGGUACUAUGGCAGAUUUCGAAAAACUAAUUGAAAAAGCUAAUGAGCUGGAUAUCAAAAUUGUUCUCGAUUUGGUUCCUAAUCAUGGCAGCAAUGAGAGUGUUUGGUUCGAACAAGCUUUAAAAGGAGACGAAAAGUAUUUCGAUUAUUUUGUAUGGGAAGAUGGUGUUGUAGACGAAAAUGGGAACUUACAACCUCCCAAUAACUGGAAUAGUGUUUUCCGUAAAAGUGCAUGGGAGUACAGAGAAGAAGUAGGCAAAUACUACCUUCAUCAGUUCGUUAUUGGACAACCAGAUCUCAACUACCGCAACCCUGAUGUUGUUGAAGAAAUGAAGAACAUCAUUAGGUUCUGGCUCGACAAAGGUGUUGCUGGUUUCAGGGUUGAUGCUAUAGCCCAUUUAUUUGAAGUAGACAAAGAGCUAUUCGGUGGAAAAUACCCCGAUGAACCUCUGACUCACAACACAGAUGACCCUGAGAGUUACGACUAUCUUGACCACAUUUACACAAAGAAUCAUGAAGACACUUACGAUAUGGUGUACCAAUGGCGAGAAGUUUUUGAUGAAUAUAAAGCGAAGGAUGGCAUGACAAGGGUCAUGAUGACAGAAGUUUACGAUAGUCCUCAAGUAACAAUGAAAUACUUCGGUAACGGUGUAAAAGAAGGUGCUCAAAUGCCUUUCAACUUUGUACUCAUAUCAGAGCUCAAUAGGGAUUCGACAGCUGCUGAAGUAAAAUAUGCUUUAGAUAAAUUUUUGACUUUCAAACCCGUUGACAAACUGGCUAACUGGGUGGCUGGAAAUCAUGACAACAACAGGGUUGCGUCAAGAUACAGCCCAGAGUUGGUCGAUGGCAUAAAUAUGAUCGUGCUCCUUCUUCCCGGAAUAGCUGUUACGUACAUGGGUGAAGAAAUCGGUAUGGUUGACGCAGAGAUUAGCUGGGAAGAAACGGUUGACCCCAGUGGUUGCAACACCGACGAUCCUAUCAACUAUUGGAAGGCCUCCAGGGAUCCUGAAAGAUCUCCCUUCCAAUGGAGUGCAGACAAAAACGCUGGAUUUUCAACUGCCGACAAGACUUGGUUGCCAGUAGCCGCAGGAUACGAGUCCCUGAAUGUUGAAACCCAGAGGGUACAAGAGAGGUCACACCUUAAUGUGUACAAGACGCUAUCAAGUCUACGAACUUAUCCUGUCUUCAGACAAGGAAGAUACGAAUCCGUUGCUUUGAACAACGAUGUGUUUGCAUUCAGAAGGUGGUACAACGGAGAGACGUACGUCGUCGUCGUGAACCUCAGAGAUAUGCCCUACUCCCUCGACCUGACGUACUUCGACAACGUGUCGGGUCUGUUGGAGGUCGUGGUCACCAACAUUCAGUCUUUCAAGAACACUGGUGAGCUGCUAGAAGCAAGCGGUUUGGUCAUCGAUGGCAGCGAAUCUUUAGUGCUGCGUGUUGUGCAGUAAUAUUCUCGACAAUAUACCUUGUCAGAUGAAUACAACAAAAUAUUAUAAAUACAUGCAAACAAACUGCUAA